Pochonia chlamydosporia 170 is the source of this 1650-nucleotide messenger RNA. RefSeq names its product proton myo-inositol cotransporter protein. The coding region runs from base 1 to 1650 and encodes 549 amino acids. Gene Ontology annotation, biological process: transmembrane transport; carbohydrate transport. NCBI's taxonomy places the organism in Eukaryota, Fungi, Ascomycota, Sordariomycetes, Hypocreales, Clavicipitaceae. Gene Ontology annotation, molecular function: carbohydrate:proton symporter activity. Gene Ontology annotation, cellular component: membrane. The record is from RefSeq and is a predicted model, not a curated record. The transcript has a single exon.
AUGGACCAACCGGAAUCUCAGCAGAAUACUGCCGAUUUCGACAAAGCAGCACGAGCAAGCCAUAUUGAAUUGGCUCCAACGUCAAGCUCCUCCGCUGCCGCAAAUGUCCGACAAGAGGCCAUUAUAUCGCCAAACGCCAAAGAUGCAAUGCCCCCAACCUCAGAAGAUGAGGCAAACAUGCCAUUGUGGACGGCCAUGCGCCAAUAUCCCAAAAUAGUGUGGUGCUUUGCCUCGCUUACCAUUAUCUCUGUUGGAUGGGGCUUUGAUCUCGUACUCAUUGGUUCCAUCACUGCCGUCAGACCGUUCCAAAAAGAUUACGGCCAAUAUUAUGAAGAUAAAUGGAUCAUACCGGCCCUUUGGUUGUCUCUCUGGUCGGCGUCCACCCCGAUCGGCAUGGUCAUAGGUUCAAUAUGGGGAGGGUUGCUCCAGGACCGCAUCGGACGCAGAUGGACUCUCAUGGCCGGCAGUUUCAUCUCUGCUAUAGCUGUGGCUAUAAUAUUCUGCUCCUAUCUUCCGGAGAGCAUAGAAGGUCGCCGGACAAGUUUCUUCAUUGGAAAGAUUAUCCAAGGAACUUCGGGCGGCAUGCUCAAGUCGACUGCGAUAACGUACAUCUCCGAAACUUCACCUGUGUCUAUUCGAGCACCGGCCAUGGGGCUCUUUCCUAUGGGAAAUCUUCUUGGUCAGCUUAUUGGAGCCAUUGUCGUCUUUUUCAUCAACAACAUCGAAAGCCAUACCGGAUAUCUUGGCGCCUUUGGAGCCCAGUGGCUUCUCGCAGUAGCUCCUUUCAUUCUCGCAUGUGUUAUACCGGAAAGUCCGGCAUAUCUCGAGUCAAAAGACAAGAGGGAAGACGCUUCCAGAGCUGCAUAUAGACUCUUUGCACCAAAGACAGAUCCACUGGUGGUUUUGGCGCAGCUACGGGAAACCCUUGCCGAAGAGAGAGCCAUCUUGGGCAAUGCAAGCUACAUUACUUGUUUUCGCGGCCGAAACACGCGCCGCACAAUGCUUAUUAUCAUGGUCAACUUCUUUCCAUCCAUGUUUGGGCUAGAGCUAUUGUCAAAGUCAAGUUAUUUUAUUCAAACUGUCGGCAUGCCUUCAAGCCAGAGCCUAAUAUUUCUUAUCGCGGGUAUCGUGGCAGGCUGUAUUGGCAACCUAAUUGGAAUGUAUAUUCUUUCGCGAGUUGGGCGACGAGUCGCCACGCUUUCGUCUCUUGGUGUCACCGCCGUUCUCUGGGUAGGCAUGGGUAUAUCAGGGUCUUGGACCGGGCCUGCAGUCUACUUCUUUGCUUGCGGUAUAAUGACGGCCGUCAUCGUUGUCUGCAGCUUAGGUGUUUGGCCAGCGGUUUACGCUAUUUCAGGUGAAACCAGCUCGUUGCAGCUGCGGGCCAAGACCCAAGCCAUUGGUCAAGUCGUUCAACAAGCUUCAUCCGUCGUGAUGCAAUUCGUACUCCCAUUUAUUUUUAAUCCUGACUCAGGGGAUUUGGGUGUUAGGACAGGAUUCGUCUUCGCAGGAACGUGUGUCAUUGCCUUCGCACUGACGUGGUUCUUCUUACCGGAGAUGAAGGGCAGAAGCACGUUGGAGCUCGACCAGAUGUUUAAUCUCGACCUGCCUGCUAAGGAGUUCAAGAAAUGGCGGCGAGAGCACGAGGAGUAG